Molecule: messenger RNA, 360 nt
Organism: Glarea lozoyensis ATCC 20868
Lineage: Eukaryota; Fungi; Ascomycota; Leotiomycetes; Helotiales; Helotiaceae
Exons: 2
Coding region: 1-360 (119 amino acids)
Source: RefSeq, a predicted model, not a curated record
AUGACGACCUCAACCUACACCAUCGAUAUCCAGAGUGUCUACGAUGAGAAAAUCAAGCGCAGUCAAACAGACUCUGUAGUUCUACGAAAAACAGCGGCAUGUCCCAUCGGUGCGCCGCGUAGCGUUACGACUUUUCCUAAACCUACCUCUGCGACGCAUGGCUCGUGGCAUCAUGAUGGGAAGCGUGAGGGGAAAGGUCCGGUUGUGUUUCGUGGGUGGCAUGUUACCGAGGAACAUGUUAGGAGGAGGGCGUUGUGGAGGGGGAGGCAGGAGUCUGGGGUGAUCUAUGGGGGUGGAAAGGAGGAUGGGAAGGAAGUCAAUGGAGAGCGGAAGAAGAGUGUGAGUGAAGUGGUAAAGUGA